AUGGCUUCCAAAUAUUAUUCACGGCAUCUGGCUGACGGGUUUUUGGACGAGAUCUACGGGAAAAUCACGCGACGCUGGAAAUGGCAUGAAUAUGGGCUAUGCCAAUGCGAAGUGCCCGAAGCCUCAUUGGAGCUCUUCCUCAAAAGAAGCCCCGCCCCCAUCUGCCCUGUUUUUCUUCAAAGAUCGCCCGAUCUUCAGAUCUCUGCAAAUUGCCCAAAUUCCCCUCACCACGAUCCGUAUGUUUUUCGAAAACCCGAAACGCACGUCAGUUUUUACGAGGGAGACCGAUAUACAGAGACCAAUUACGACCUGCCGACUUCCGCUGAAUUUACGGUAGAAAUUGGGUGGAAGAAAAUUAUCGAAUAUGUGGAAAAGAAAUGGAAAAUCCCGGAAGAUUUGCUUUUUAUGGUGUUGCCAGGCCCUUCUUGCGAAUUUCCAGGCCUCCUACGCCAAAAAUACCUCUCGAUUUGGACUAACAAAAUCGAGCAAACGCACAUCAUUUUCAACAUCGAUGUGUCGACGCGGAAUUUGGGACAAAAUAUUGAAAUCAGCUACGCGACUCCGGGCGGCUGCCGUAAUUACGGACUUGAACAAAUCGUGGAAGCCGAAGAGUUGUUGCAAGAGCUGGCGGAA
Messenger RNA from Mesorhabditis spiculigera, 633 nucleotides. The record is from the annotation of a GenBank genome assembly. NCBI's taxonomy places the organism in Eukaryota, Metazoa, Nematoda, Chromadorea, Rhabditida, Rhabditidae.